Labrus bergylta (ballan wrasse) is the source of this 1535-nucleotide messenger RNA. Lineage: Eukaryota; Metazoa; Chordata; Actinopteri; Labriformes; Labridae. The record is from RefSeq and is a predicted model, not a curated record.
AUACGUGGAGGAAAGCUCAUGAUCACAAAUGCCAGGAAGAGUGACGCCGGGAAGUACGUUUGCGUCGGCACAAACAUGGUCGGAGAACGAGAAAGUGAAAUAGCAGAACUUACAGUGCUUGAGCGUCCCAGCUUUGUGCGUCGCCCAGGCAGCCAGGUGGUAUUAGUGGACCAAAGUGUGGAGUUCAGGUGCGAGGCCCGAGGUGACCCAGUUCCCACCGUUCGCUGGAGGAAAGAUGAUGGUGACCUACCUAAAGGAAGAUAUGAGAUCCGUGAAGACCACACCUUGAAGAUCCGUCGUCUAACCUCGGCAGAUGUGGGCUCCUACAGCUGUGUGGCAGAGAACAUGGUCGGCAAGGCGGAGGCAUCGGCCACGCUCACCGUCCACGUCGUGUCUGUGCCCCCAGCAUUUGUGGUGAGACCAAGGAACCAGGUGGUUGGCGUUGGCAGAACUGUCACCUUCCAGUGCGAAGCCACUGGAAACCCACAGCCAGCCAUUUUUUGGCAGCAGGAAGGCAGCCAGAACCUGCUCUUCUCCUACCAGCCUCCUCAGCCCUCCAGCCGGUUGUCUGUAUCUCAGACUGGGGACCUGACCAUCACUGAUGCUGAACGCUCAGACAUGGGAUACUACAGUUGUCAGGCCCUCAACAUAGCAGGCAGUGUCAUCACAAAGGCUCUGCUAGAGGUCACUGAUGGUAAGCACAUUUUUUUAAGACACAGUGUCUGCAUGGAGAAAAGCCUCAGGGGGAAUUAGAGGAACACUGCAAGGACGCUUGAUUGGAUAAAUGUUGGUAUAUCAGAUAAUCUUUGGCUCAUGAGGAUAAUUCUGUUCAUCUGAAAGGCUGUGGUCGCGCUGCAGAGCGUAUUAAUAUCAAAAUGGAUGUUUGGUCUGGACUGUUCAAUGUGUUCCUGUCAGAGGUAGAGACUCUCUGGUGCCUGUGCACCCAGACCGUGGCUCAGGAUUGGUAUUCCAUGGCUUGCUUGCUGCUGUCUACCGUUGAAGACUGUGGCUGUGUGGUGAGGUCUGGAUUGGGUCCUCUAAUUACUCUGCUAGCCAAUCCCCCGUCAGCCUGGUGGACCAACCUUGGAUUCAUUUCUAGCAUUCCCACAGAGAUUUGGCCGGUUAUUAUUUCUUCUCCGACACACCUAGAUUCAUCCCUUCAUUUACAAAAUGUCCUUCUUCAUUUCAGGCCUACAAUGGUGUGCUCCAUGCCUCUAUCCGCUUCUCUCUCUCCGGUUCUGUCAUGCUCUCUGGAUAAUAAUAACAGUUAUUAAAGUGAGCAGGCUGCUCCGAGGCCACCACUUCUCUGCAGGCAGAUCUGGUAAUUACAGGUCAUGCUGACAAUGUUUUAGUAAUUGCACCAUCUCUUGCACAAAAGCAAAGACAAAGCGUUCCAGAGAUUACAUUGGUGUGUGCUUCUGAGGAUCCAUGCACAUGUACAUACAUCAUUAUGUGUUGCCUUUACUCUUUGAUAGCUAUUAAUGUCAUUGCUCCUCACUGAGUGGAAGAUGCUAGUAAAUCAGUGAGGCAGACAG